Molecule: messenger RNA, 908 nt
Organism: Bursaphelenchus xylophilus (pine wood nematode)
Lineage: Eukaryota; Metazoa; Nematoda; Chromadorea; Rhabditida; Aphelenchoididae
Source: the annotation of a GenBank genome assembly
AUGACCUUGAUCAACCUCACACGCUUAUCUGAACCCACGGAGAAUGUUCGGCAUGAGUCUAGCCAGAUUAAAUGUCAAUGGGAUGGCCAGAACUUUGGAAUUGGAACCCUCUACAUCUCCGAACAGUAAGAUUCUACGUUUGGGAUUUAUUCGUCAUUUAGAGUCCUUGUUUGGAUAAAAGACGGCACCGAGACUGGAUUCACUUUGACCUAUCCAUCAAUUGGUGUUUAUGGACAGACAGCGGCAUCAGAUACAGAGCCAGAUCCGGCUCUUUUUAUGGUUGUUGAUCUCAAUAAAACAGGUAGGAAUGAAAUAUUAUUUUUGAGUCUUUCAGACGUUCAAAUCACUCGGCCAGCAAACGGACACAGCGAAGAUGAAGAGGAGGAGGAUGAUAAUCCCACAGCCACUGUCAGAUUUGUUCCGGAAGACGUCACCAGUUGUAAGUUCUGUCAAGGAUUGCUUGCUUUUCUCUUGUCUGCUUGUAAGAAGUAAUAAUCUUCUUUUUAGUGCCGUUUCUGAUGAACCUGAUCCAGGAAUGCCAAAUGUUGAAUCCCGAUCCAGAUGAUGACCAAGCCGAUGAUUAUGGAGAAUCAAUCCUGAUGCAAGGCGAUGUGGAUGAGCUUCAAGCUUCUGGUGAUUGGUACUCUCAAGAGACCAUGGACGAUGAGGUGCAGCUGAGUGAUGAGGGAAGGGCGAAUCUCGAGAGAAUCGUCGGAAACUUGAAUAUUGGUAAUGAUAUAGUAUAAUAUAGUUAACAUUUUCUUUUUCUUGAUGUUUCGGGAAUGCAAGUGUUGAGAGCGUAUGAUCUUUUUCAGGAAGAGUUGUUUUUGACGAUUGAUUAAUUUAUGCAAAUUUCAGAACAAAACGGCUCGGAUGACAAACCGGGCGAUCAUUACAUGGAAGAAUAA